AAGGCUCUAGAAACACCCUUGGGCAAGCUAAUUAGUGCCUCUGGAACGCUGUUAGGCGGAUCUGGCACGCUAGCGCAAUCCGGAGUGCUUGAUGGCGACACCAUCACGGCCAUUACACAGUCUGUGGCCGUAGCCGCAUCUGCGGGGGCGUUUGCUCUCAUCCGGGCAGAUGGCUCCGUCGUGACAUGGGGUUGUCCUGCUCGUGGUGGUGAUAGCAGUGCAGUGCAAGACAAAUUGUAUGACGUGAUGCAGAUUCAGGCUGCCGACUCAGGUUUUGCUGCCCUCCGAGAGGACGGAGUUGUAGUUUCAUGGGGCUCCCUCUCUGGCUUUUCUGAUUCUUCUUCAUCUUCUGAAUCCGAUUCCUAUCGCAACGAAAGGGCGACCGGAUCUAUUCAGAACCAAAUUCUUGAUGUGCGAGAGAUCCAAGCAACAAGAGAUGCCUUUGCGGCCAUCAAGGAAGAUGGGUCCGUGAUUACCUGGGGUGCUUUGGAGGCUGGUGGAGACAGCAGUCUG
Symbiodinium necroappetens is the source of this 513-nucleotide messenger RNA. The record is from the annotation of a GenBank genome assembly. Lineage: Eukaryota; Dinophyceae; Suessiales; Symbiodiniaceae.